AAUUCUCUGCGUUGUGCUAACUAUACUAUUUAAUCUCACCGAAAAGCAUUGUGUUUAUUCUGUACAGAUUCUGGCGGAAGCUCAUCCUCCCAAUAGUUUUUUUUGCCUCUGCGCGCUGGGUGUGUUUAGGUGAUGCUACGUCAUCAGAGGAAGUCUUGCAUGUGUGUGAGCUUGAGGUCGUUGUGCUAACGCCAGUGCAAUAGAUCCAUGCCUACUGGAAGCGGAACAAUAAAAAAAAACAGCUAUACACCAGUGCUCACCCCAGGCUACCGCAAGGAGACAGCGCACACGAACAGUAGAAUGGCCGCAUCUUCCAACAGAAUUAUGCUGGGGCCUCUUGUUGCUGCCAUCGACCAGGGAACAAGCUCUACGCGGUUCUUGGUGUUCAAUGCCAAAACAGCUGAGCUUCUCAGCCACCACCAGGUAGAAAUCAAACAGAGUUUCCCAAAGGAAGGGUGGGUGGAGGAGGAUCCGAAAGAGAUACUGCAAUCUGUGUAUGAGUGCAUGGAUAGAACCUGUGAGAAACUCACCCAGCUCAACAUUGACAUCUCCAAUAUUAAAGCUAUAGGAGUGACCAAUCAGAGAGAGACCACGCUGGUUUGGGACAAAGAGACGGGCGAGCCCCUCUACAAUGCUAUCGUGUGGCUGGAUCUGCGGACGCAAUCGACAGUGGAGCGACUGAUCAGCAAGACGCCUGGGAGGAACAAGAACCAUCUGAAGCACAAGACGGGUCUUCCCAUCAGCACAUACUUCAGUGCUGUGAAGCUGCGCUGGCUGCUGGACAACGUGGACGAGGUGGCCGAGGCUGUCGUGACACACCGGGCCAUGUUCGGCACGGUCGACUCCUGGCUCAUCUGGUGUCUGACAGGGGGGAAGAGUGGGGGAGUCCACUGCACAGAUGUGACCAACGCCAGCAGGACCAUGCUCUUCAACAUUCACACCCUGGACUGGGACCCGGAGCUCUGCAAAUAUUUUGACAUUCCCAUGGAGAUUCUCCCGAAAGUCAGGAGUUCCUCUGAAAUCUACGGCUUAAUGAAAAUAUGUUCUAGCCUGACGUCAGGCUCUCUUACUGGGAUACCCAUCUCAGGGUGUCUUGGAGACCAAUCUGCUGCACUUGUGGGACAGAUGUGCUUUCAAGAUGGGCAGGCCAAAAACACAUAUGGAACUGGUUGCUUUCUGCUUAGAAACACUGGAGCCAAGCCGGUCAUGUCAGACCAUGGUCUACUAACCACGGUGGCUUACAAACUGGGUCGAGACAAACCUGCCUGCUACGCACUAGAGGGCUCUGUGGCCAUUGCGGGAGCUGUGGUUCGUUGGCUGAAGGACAACCUGGGAAUCAUUCAGACUUCUACAGAGCUGGAGAAGCUGGCGGCGUCAGUGGGCACAUCCUACGGUUGUUACUUUGUCCCGGCAUUCUCUGGCUUGUACGCCCCCUACUGGGAACCCAGUGCACGCGGGAUAAUCUGCGGCCUGACCCAGUUCACUAACAGGAGUCACCUGGCCUUCGCUGCGUUGGAGGCGGUCUGUUUCCAGACUCGAGAGAUCCUGGACGCCAUGAACCAGGACAGUGGCAUCCCUCUGACCCAGCUGCAGGUGGAUGGGGGUAUGACCUCCAACAGGCUGCUGAUGCAGCUGCAGGCCGAUAUCCUCUGCAUCCCAGUGGUGAAGCCCUCCAUGCCUGAGACCACCGCCCUGGGGGCGGCCAUGGCCGCGGGGGCGGCAGAGGGGGUCAGCGUCUGGAGCCUCCGACCGGAGGACCUUAGCGAGGUCACCUCCGAGAAGUUCGAGCCGCAAAUCAACCCUGAAGGUAAGGGGACGUAUGAGAGCGAGUUUCGAUACGCUCGCUGGAAGAAAGCGGUUCAGAGAGCCAUGAACUGGGAAACCACCGAACCCGUCAGUAUUGGAAAUGGUGAAACUAGUAUCUUCAGCAGUCUUCCACUGGGGUUUUAUGUUGUGGGUAGCAUGUGUAUGUUAAUCGGAGCAAAAUACAUAUCAGGACACAAGUAGACAGUUGUAGCAGAAGAGGAGAAGAAGGGCUGGUCCAGGACGGCACGUGUCCUUCAGUAGUAGGUUCAGUCGCAAUGCUUUCUCUGGAACUUUGCCGAUAGAAAAGAAUAGAACGGAGGUGGUUACAAAUUCUACAUGUCGGGUUUGGGAUUUUUGGUCUUCAGUGCAGAUUUCUAACUGGAUGUUGCAGAACGUUAAAACGGUACUGAACGCGAGUUUCCUUGCCCGGGACCCUCAAGUUGUCAUGUCAACGCUCCAAUUCAUGUCUUGUUGAUCUGUCACCGGGAAACCAAACUGUUGACCUGGAUCUGUGGGAGGAGCCGAGCUGCACUUUAGUGUGGAAGGAACCCAGUGUGAAUGAAUCAGAUCCAUUGAUGUCCUAGAGGUCCUACCUGGGUCGGGUCUUCCUGUGUAACUGUGAAUGAAUGGGGCUUACUGGUCUACAAUGCUGUAGUAUCCAAUCCUAGCAUUCAGACUGUACUUGCACUCAUGUUGCCUAACAUUAAGGUCCUGUUAGUACACCGCAUCUAAUCCAAAAAGACAAUCAGUCUUGUCAUUGCCUGACCCUUCUUCCAGUAUCAUUCUCACAUCUCCCUCACCUCACGGUUGUGCUUAAACAAGAGCUUUCAAAAUCUGGUUGGAAAUGUGGCCUAAUUGAAGCAAGGGUCCUCGCACUGAAACGCAAUGGGGAUUUUAGAGCACUUUAUAGAUUUGGUCCUGUGUUUGUGAAUGGAGUAAGAAGCUUUCUACAACCCUACUCUUUGGUUAAACAAUGCACACUGUUUAGUUUGUUGGAGAGCAGAAAUGGAGAUAUACCUCUUGCAGGGUUUGUAGGAAUUGUUUCAUGUCUCUCUGUAAACAUGGUGUAAAACGUUAUUACUGCAAGUUGCCUUGUAUGUGAAUAGACUUUAGUUAAUGAUUAAGUUGUCCCUGAGCACCAUUAAGUCAGGCAUUAUCCCAGUAGGUACACUAUUCCCCAUGUAGAGCACUAGAUCUGUCCUGGGGCCACUGGGUUCUAUGCAGAGCACUAGAUCUGUCCUGGGGCCACUGGGUUCUAUGCAGAGCACUAGAUCUGUCCUGGGUCCACUGGGUUCUAUGCAGAGCACUAGAUCUGUCCUGGGGCCACUGGGUUCUAUGCACAGCACUAGAUCUGACAUGGGAUCUUUUGGCCAGGGGGCAGUUGGGUUGUGGCUUGAGUAAAGGGAACUAGUGUUAAUCCACAUGAUUUAUGUACCAAAAAUAAGUGACCGCCCCCAUGACAACUAUGAAAUACUGGUGUCAGUUCGGACAAUAGAUGCCUUUGAAAGCUUUGUCCCGGUUAAGUAAUUUUUUUAUCAUACACACAGUGAGUGAAACUGUAAGGAAAGGUUCAGGGUUGGAAAUGACCAGGCAAUUAAGGCAGCUGAAGUCUUGCACCUCCUUAGAGACGGACCAGUCUGACUACUGUCUUUCAAGGCUUCCUUUUAGUAUGAAAGCAAAUACUUGAAAUUCUUAUUUAAUAUGGAAGUAAACUAGAGGCUAGUAUUGUUUACAGGAAAGUGUUCUGAAAAUAUUUUUAGAUAUUUCUCGUUACUAUUGGCAUUAUGUAUGAUUGUUUUAGCGGAACCAUGUACAGUGGAGAUGUAUAUUUUCAUGUGGUGUAUUUAUGAGAUUGACGACCAGUUGUACAGGUGUCUGCCUUUAAUGAUCUAUAUAUUAGAGCAAGGAAAAUUACAUGCGUUUUGAACGUAUAAAGCAGAUUUAUUUUUUAAUCAACAUAAAGAGCACUCGGGCAAUUUCAUUUUAUAAAUCUACAAUGGAUUGUUCUUUGUUUCAACCCACAUUUUCGUAUCCGAAGCAAAAUACGAUGGCCUCACAAUUACAGCGUGGAGUUCCAUUUUGUGUAGAGACGCCGUCAUCAAAAGCCAACCUAACCCACUCUACCAUGUGAUGCUCCAUUUUGUUUUCUGCUGAUGCCAUGUAGCUCCUGUGCUGUAAUGACAUUCCUCCAUGUCAGUGGCUUGUCUUGAAAGAUCACAGGACACUACACGUCUAAAUAAAAUGUACUGUAUAAAAACAUUUACAAACUA
Messenger RNA from Esox lucius (northern pike), 4076 nucleotides. RefSeq names its product glycerol kinase (gene gk). The coding region runs from base 208 to 2007 and encodes 599 amino acids. Gene Ontology annotation, biological process: glycerol metabolic process; triglyceride metabolic process; glycerol-3-phosphate biosynthetic process. The transcript has 21 exons. Gene Ontology annotation, molecular function: glycerol kinase activity. The record is from RefSeq and is a predicted model, not a curated record. Lineage: Eukaryota; Metazoa; Chordata; Actinopteri; Esociformes; Esocidae. Gene Ontology annotation, cellular component: mitochondrion.